Acanthamoeba castellanii str. Neff is the source of this 441-nucleotide messenger RNA. RefSeq names its product CBS domain containing protein. NCBI's taxonomy places the organism in Eukaryota, Discosea, Longamoebia, Acanthamoebidae. The record is from RefSeq and is a predicted model, not a curated record. The transcript has 2 exons. Bases 1 to 441 code for a protein of 146 amino acids.
AUGUCCCUCAAGCUAGCCGACGUCAUCACCAGGAACCCGCACUGCCUGAAGGAAAACGACUCUGUGCUGCAGGCGGCCAAGAUCAUGAAGGACCAGGGCGUGGGCGUGGUGCCGAUCGUGGAUGAGAACCAGAAGCCGUGCGGCAUCCUGACGGACCGCGACAUCGUGAUUCGCUGCAUCGGCGAGUCCCACGACUACAACCAGUGCAAGGUCAACAGCGUCUUCUCGAAGGGUGUGCAGAAGGUCUACGAGGACCAGAACAUCGAGGACGCGAUCGACCUCAUGAAGAAGAAGCAGCUCCACAGGCUCGUGUGCGUCGACCGCAACGACAAGCUGUGCGGCAUGCUCACCCUCUCCGACCUCGCGCACCACAUCAGGGACAACAACCUGCUGGGCGACCUCCUCCGCCAGAUCCACCUCGAGAAGGGCCAGGGCCAAUGA